GUGAGAGGGAUUCUCAGAUCCGAGCAUUUAUAACACUCAGCAGCUGGGGGUUAAACUUGGAAAUCCGAGAUGGAUGGUUACGCGACUCUGAUUUUCCUCUUCUUUGGAUGUAGCUUGAGCUCUUGCUCUAAGUUCCCCCUGCCUGAGUACUAUUACGUAAACUUGCUCAUGAACUGGACCGACGCUCAGGAUUACUGCAGAGUGCAUUACACUGACCUGGCCACCCUCGAAUCCAUGGAUGACAUAAAUAGGCUAAAAGCGGAUUUUUCCUAUAAUUUGUCAUGGGUGGGACUGAGCAGGGACCCCAACUCCAGGAGAUGGUCAGCGACGGUCGAAGCCAACACAACUGGUUUUCACGCCUGGGCUGAAACUGAACCAAAUCAUAUUGGUGGAAAUGAAAACUGUGUGCUAAUGAGCACUAAUCGGCAAUGGAGAGAUUAUUCCUGUGAUCGCGUCAGGACGUUUGUUUGUUACACUGUCACAAACCAAAACGACACAACCUAUGUCUUCAUCCCAACUCCUGGAACAUGGAAUUUUGCCCAGGAAUACUGCGGAGAACAUCACACAGACCUGGCUGUGAUCCGGACUGCAGUAGAAAAUGAUAAGGUCUUUUCUGUAAAACCACCUCCAGCUCAAGUUUGGAUCGGUCCGCACCGAGUGCGAUGGACAUGGGCCGACUCGUCUCAAAGCUCCUUCAGAAACUGGAAAGCUGACGAACCCGAGAACUGCGAUGGCGACCAGCUCUGCGCGGCCGAGAAUGACUUACAUGAAUGGAUCGAUACCAAUUGUCAGAAUAAGAACACAUUCAUCUGUCAUCAAGGUGAAUGUUCAAUGACAAAGACAAACUUUUGGUUUAACCAAAUUUUUACAGCAGGUCCAUUGUACUUUCCAGUUGCAAAAUUGAGGACCGUGGUGAGGCUGACGACUGAGACUAAUGCUGACAUGACCGAUCCAGCUAUUCAGGCCCAGAUCCUCCAGCAGCUCGGCGCAGCGCUGACGAAUCUGGGAGGGGCAAACUUCAGUCUGCAAUGGAAGAUUGGGCCCAAGAAAAAGGAGAAACCCUGACGGAAAGAUCUUGUACACUACACUUCAAUAUAUGUUUCUUCUGACGGAUUUUGUUUCAUGGUUAAUUAGGUCAUUUGUUGUGAUGACACUUAAGCUAGAAAUAAGUCAACAGAAUCGGCAGGUUAGUAGAUGUAAUUAAUGAUGCCAAGUAAAACUUUCCUGACGCUCCGAAAAUGACUCAGGGGUUUCGGUCUCAUGGCCAGUCGGCCCGCGGGUUCCAGCCCCGACCAGUGCAGGUCCAAAAGUCCACAACAAACAUUUUUCUCCGAAAGCGCUUACUGCCCAUUUAAUACCCCUGAAGCAGAAAUGUGUACAUUAUUUUCUGCAGACCUACAUUAUCAUUAUACUACAGAAAUUAUCUUUUUAUUUGUCGAUGGAUUACUUUCGAAAGUGCGCUUGUAGUGUCUGAUUGUGACGACGAGAAAUGGGAAAGUAGAAGAUUCUUUCGUUCAGUCGUAAUCCAAGUGGGCUGUUUUGCAUCAAACUCAGCGCUCAAUCAUUAUGGCCAAAGUGCGGACGUGCAAGACGGACAGUUAUUGUAAAAUAUGAAUGCGGCUAGUGACAAGAGCAGAGACACUUUUACUGCUUUAUACCCAAGUGCUCACAAAGACAACUAGAAUAGCGCUCAGUGUAUACCUCCACCAACGCCCAACAAUCUCUCUACGAAACCACAUUGAAAUCUGCUAGAUCCAGAUUUUUAUUUGGAUCUGCACCAGAGCGGAUACACUCAAAGAUGCACAUCUACUAAAUAAGCCAGAUUUUUUUUCUUCUUCAUCAAGAUCUAAAAAUGUCUCGCAAUGUUAAAGACAGUGAUGGAAAAAAGCAACCCCUGGAUCCGCCCCUUUGUCUUCUUUCUUGGCCCCUGUCCCAUAAUUCCACCAUGGUUUGUGGAAAUCUAUUCAAUAGUUUUUGUGUUAUCCUGCCUGCCGACUGACCAACUGACCGACCGACCAACCAACUAGAAUGUCUCAGUAAGCCGCAACAAAUUGCUCACACACUCAUAGAGAUCAGUCCCUUUUUAUACGCCUGAUUUUUUUCAUUAGGAUCCAUGAAUUAUUCCCCGGGAAAAUUGUCGGGAUCUGAACCAACACUUAAUGGGUUCUCUAAUCGGUCCAUGUCCCAUCAUUCCACCAAAGUUCGUGGAAUUCUGUUCUUUUAUUAAUCCUGCUGACAAGAAACUAUCAAACCGACCAACAAACAGACAGACAUGGGUGAAAACAUAACCGCCUUGUUGGAGGUAGCCAAGGUUGCCCAAGGUCGUCACAGAGCGUCUCAGUCAAACCACUUUCUGUGGUUAAUCUCCAGUCGCAUUUAAAAUUGAAUUAUAAAGCAAUGAAACGUGAGCCAUGUAGAGCCCCAGGCCAGCCUCUGCCAGCCAGAGAAGUUCAGCCGGUGUUGUCAUGAUUCUGCCCCCAUGCACUCCGUGAACUUUUUGUUUUUCUUUGUGGACUCUGAUUACUAUUCCUUCUUGUGUGUCUGUUAUGUUAGUCCCUCGAUCCCUUGUUGUUGGUUCCUGUUUUAUUCUGUAGUAACUUUCCUUGCGUCUCCUCACUUCUGUAAUAGAAAAUAUUCUAUAUACUGUGUUACAUAUACUUUGUACCGUGUGCAUAAACUUAUGUAUUGGAUUUAUAGCUCAAAGUGCACUGCUCUGUGUUUCUCCUGACGACUCCCAGAGCUCAUGGCAUGCUUACAUGAGACCUUUACCUUGAUGCCCUUAUUUAAUUAUGCAAUUAUUGUAUAAGGCUUUUAUCUUUGAUUGUGCCUAAAGGAAACAGAUCCAAGAUUCACGGUGACGACUGUGUCUACAAGUAAAGCGCUAAGAAGAAAAAUACACCUCACAAUGUGAGGCAGUGGAAGUAAGGAGGAAGCCCCUCCUGAGGGUCCUAUAGUUUACAUAGUGAUAAGAAAACACGGUCCAGAAUCAGUAAUGCGUUUAAAUCACUGGGGGUUCUCUGAGUUCUACUACACUGAAAAAGCUUGAGAAAAGCUUGAAAAAAGCUGAGAUAAAAAUGAAAGAAGGAAAGAAACUCAAAAUGGCGGAUUUGCGGGAAAGAGAAUUACAAACCAAAUGCCUCUCAUGUGAAUGUCAGAGAAGAGAAAAUCUCCAACUCGCCAGAGCUUUAACACAGUUAAAGACUUCACCAGAGGGAAAAGCAGAAAAAGGAAAAAUUGAUUUAACUGAUUCACACACUGCCACUUCUAUUUAUCCUCCCUUAACAGGUCAUGGCUGCCCUCUCCUCAACACAUGCUCUCCUCCUCCGGCCAUAGAUGAUAACGCGGCAUCGGCCGAAGCCGACCUCAGCAGCCCCCGUCAGCAGCCACACACGCCAGGCCACGCAGGGAAAACUCCUUGUGCCCCUGGAUCCAACCCCACCCCUACCCCAGUACCCCAUGAUUAAUGUCCUAGGGCCGGACGGACCAGGUCUGGUCCACAGACCGUGGACGGAAAUGGACAUGAGAGACGCGAUGAAACACCUGCCUGACGUGACACACUCAGCAACUAAAUUCACAGACGAACUCGCGGCAUUUUGUGCACACUUCAUGCCAACGAUGGCUGAGCUCCGCAGACUUUAACGGUCCACUCAUUUCGCCAAAAACUGGCGCAGCCACAGCGACAGAAGUCCGACUGGUUGACCCCGCCUGGAAUCACGACAAUAAUCGACCAUAUCUUACAGCCCUCGAUAACAUCUGCCAAGCAAUCAGAGAGGCUUUCCCCGUCAAAGUAGAUGUGAAUACAAUUGGCAAGUGCAAGCAGGAAGACGGUGAAUCAGUGGAAGCGUUUUAUCAACGAUUUUACACCGUGUUCAAUGAGAACUGCGGCAUGACGGAACCAGCCAACCGGGGGGGGGACACUGCGAGUCUCUGGGAGUUCCACUUCAGACAGACUUUCCUCCUCAGCGAUCCGAAUAGAAAGCACGUGGAAGCGUAUCUUGUCGACUGGCAAAACGCCCGCUUAACUGAAGUCAAGAGAUACGCUGUAUACACUCAUAGGCACCUCACUGCAAACACAGAAAAAGCUGCACGUCGGCAGGCCUACGAGCUUCGCAAUGUCCACCUCACCAUGGUUCAAGCUGUGGGACAAAUGGCUGGAGGACAAGACCACCAGCGGCCCACAGACAAAUCCACACCGCCCGCCGUUUCAAAGACAAGGCGGAAGAGGACGCCCCAGCAGAGGGUACGGCAACAGAGGACAGAGAGGCUCUUGGUAGAAUUUUCCAUCCGUGGAAGAAGAGACACUUGUUUCGUUUGCCGUCAAAAAGGGACGCUGGGCCAAAGACUGUCCCCGACGACGCGAUUCGGCCGGAAGAGGAGCGAGACGAGGUGGUCAUCACUCUGAUUGACUGACAGACGAGGAUGGCGGAGGGGCGUGUCUGCCUUCCUGCCUGCAGAGACUACAGAGAAACAAACAGCAAUGUGAAAAAGACACUGUCACACUGCUGCACCACCUGGCAGCCGAAGGCCACAAGGCUAGUUUGUCUAAAUUACAGUUUGUGCAGGAGGAAGUGUGUUUCUUGGGACAUCUGGUUUCCGGUGAGGGUACAACCCUCUCCCCCAAGCGCAUUUCUGCCAUCGUAAAUCUGCCUAAAGCUCAGAAAAAAACAACAAAUGAUGUCCUUUCUAGGCAUGUGCUCCUAUUGCAGGUGUUUCAUCCCCAAUUAUUCUCAGCUUGAAGCUCCACUCAGCGUGAUGAUACAUGGUCAAUGUCUCUCCUCCCACGCAUCUGUUCUCCCUGACUCCUUCCGCCGAGCACGUCUUUAUCCACAUGACAUCGGCUCUGCAAUCCCCACCGACGCUGGGACUGCCCGACCCGCACAAGCCUUUUACUCAGGCUGUAGACGAGCGCGACCGAUGCAAGAGCUCCGUUCUGUAACCACAACACGGCGACAGCAGUACUGUUUUUUUGCUCAAAAACACUGUCAAGCCUGCGUCACAUGUGCAACACACAUCGUAGGAAGACCAGUACAAGUUUCAGCACAGGCGGCACAUGCACCAACUACACGACCAUUUGAACAUGUGAUGAUGGAUUUUAUUGAACUAGAUCCAUCUGAAGGCAAGAAACAUUGUCUGGUAAUGGUGGAUAUGUGGUCCAAAUGGGUGGAAGCCUCAAAACAAACAGCUGGAGUAGUAGCUAAAGCACUGCUCACCGAAAUUAUUCCCAGAUGGGGAAUCCCGAGCAGAUUGUCCAGCGACAACGGGACACAUUUUGUCAACCCAGCCAUUCGAGAAGUAAGUUGCUAUUUGGGCAUCGAUCUAAAAACGCAUUGUGCAUAUCACCCAGCCAGCGGAGGCGCUGUAGAGAGAGAGAGUGGAACAAUAAAAACUAAAUUGGCCAAAUGCUGCGAAGAAACCGGUCUCCCAUGGACAAAAGCUCUGCCGCUGGUUCUGAUGUACAUGAGGAUGAGGGAAAAAAACGAGAAAUAAUCUUAGUCCUUUCGAAGUGAUGUUUGCAGCACCUCCCCACAUUGGUGUUGCUCAUCCGGGGGAGUCUCCCGCCUCGACAACCCUCUGUGACAGGCAGCCGCAGCUCUCCCACACCCGGCAGAGAGCCAGCUAAACAGGAUUCAGCCAGGCGACUGCGUGGUGGUAAAGGACUUCAGGAGAAAGAACUGGAGAUCCAGACGGUGGCAAGGACCGUUCCAAGGGCUUCUGGUCACACACACGGCUGUGAAAGUGGCAGAAAGAGCCACUUGGAUUCACGCCAGCCACUGCAAAAGAGUUCCGCUCCCCACAGGGCCACCUUUGACCAUCCGAGAGUAAAGGUAUUUGCACAUUACAAUCCGUGCCAAAAAUACCCGACAUUGAACAGCACCACCGAGUGAGAGCGAGGCUCGAACCGGUGGCUACGCUGAUUACAUUGUUAGCACGUCACACAUGGCAAGACGACGACGACGACAUCUCCUCCACCUCAUCAAGGGACGUGCAGACUUGUCUGGGUGUCACCUACGCGACCAUGGAAGAGCUGCAAACAGCCGUGGCACCCCUUUCGAGGCCCAUUGUUUUGUGGUUUUCACUAUGUUUCUUCUGAUUCUUAUCUCUGCCAUAAUUGUGGUUCCCAUCCUGUAUUUUAUCGAAGAAAGCGAGACAGUUCAUUAUAUACAUAUCAGACCUUUCCCACGGAACGACACAGGUAACGACGCACCAGCUGACACUGCCCCACCUACUCUGCGAUACAGACUUCCGAGACACGUGACUCACGUCGACCACCCAUGGUUAAAAUUCAACCCCGACCACUCCACCGUGUACGAGACAAACACGUGGUGGAGAUAUGCAAAACACAUGUCGCGCACCGCAAACAGAUCUACCUGUUAUGUUUGCUCCCUCAUGCCCCUUUCUUCACGUCCCAACUGUCGUGGCUACAGGAACCAAUACUCGCGCGGAAGCAUGCUUUACAAGCAUGGCAGUCAAGGGUCAUUUCCACUUUCACCCUGAUUUUCCUGGCAUGUCCCCUAAGGAAGGUCUUUCGACGCAUCCUGUCACAAGAUACAAAUCUGGUGACCUCUUUGAAUCUCAGUUCCGCAUCCCUGUACAAUAUAAACCAGGUUUGAAAUUGAAACACUGUUUUGCUAAUAACGGCAGUUACGGAGUGGGUCAGCUGCACUCGAGCUUAUGCUGCAGAGUCUUAAUUCCUGGCAAAGCAGUAUACGACCCUGAUUGUGUAUCCGAUUUCCCCCGCACCGACUGUAAAUGCGCGUAUCCCUCUUUCCGCAGGAGUUGCACGUGGUGUAAUGAAUCACUCGGCUUCACUGUAGCACGGUGCGCUAAUCUUUCGUCCGCUGAGCUAUAUACCAGAUCUCGAUGGGAGCGCACGCAUGUAUGUUGUCUUGAUUGCAAACACCGCCUCUUACCCUACAGGCCAUGAUUACGCCCCCUAUUGGAAGAACUUUGUACCAGGUAACAACAGCACUUAUCCCGUCGCAGGUGCUUGGUGGUUGUGUGGCCAUUUUGCUUAUGCGGGGCUACGACUAACUUAUCAGAUCACACUGUUAUCCUUUCCUCUGCUCCCAUACAUGGCAGAGACACACGUGAGCUUGCUGAUUUCGCUCCCCACGACUCUGUAUGGGGUACAGACGUCCCUGACGAAUUCAAACACUGGACUACUAGCCAGAAGGUCGUCCUCUAGCUUUUUCCUUUGGGUGGGCGUAGGUGAGACCCUCCUCAGAUUAGAGACAAUGGACUACAGGUUCAAAUCUUUUGUUAACUUCACCUCCAAUGCCCAAUCAGGUACCAUUGAAGAGCUCACCGCUAUGCGCCUUAUGAUAAUGCAGCACAGGUUGGUCUUGGACCAGGUCACGGCUCCCCAAGGAGUAGUCUGUGCCAGUGUGGGCCAGUAUUGUUGUACUUUCAUUCCUGAGAACGACGCAGAGGGUCACGUAAUCGCAGAGGGCGUACACAACAUGACUGCUUUGCCUUCUGCUCCGGACCGAAUUAAAUACUUCGACGAAAUCCACUUUGUUCAAAGAAUCUUUAUUCCAGCCUCUCCACCGGACACACGAAAGAUUUUCCAGUACACUUCCUUUCCACCUGUCUUGUUGUCUUGUCACUGUACAUUUUCUUGUUUCCCUGUGAUUGUCUGUACCUGUUCCUAAUGUGUCUCACCUGUGUUCAAUCCCUCCCCUUGUGUACUCGGGGCGGUCAUAGGAAAAUCUCACAGCGCUGCUCAAGGAAUCCGACUUUCACUAUACUAAGUCAACAUGCGACGGCGGAUGUUAUUGACGUGCGUCUGCAGUUGUGAAACUACAAAUUUCCGAAGAUGGACAACAAAAAACGCAUGAUGACAUGCGUCCCUCCUGGGUCAUAUUCAUACUCAUCUUCUUCUUCUACUCCGGGUUGAAUCGUUUACUAUCCUGCAUGGCGCGUCACGUUAAAUAUCGCUGCCGCAAUGAAUUGUGGGGCGUCUAUUACUCCUUUCAUUUUCGCACAGGAAAGUCCAGUGUACCCUAUGCUAAAGGAGAUAGGAACGGAAGCAUUGAAGCACCUUUCCUAUGCAUUUAAAGAAUCCGAACAGCUCUUAUCAUGGAUGCUGAUCAAAUAAUUACGGGAUCACUUCAAGAUUUAGGAAACAAUUCGACCGCACCCGUUGUCUCUGUGCACACAGUUCGUCUGUUUAGUUAUGUCUUCCUGUCCAGCUUCGCAUUAUUCUCCAGAGGGUUUCUCCUAGUUUUCUCAUUUGGAUUUCUGUUUUUGUUUUUCCUUAUUAAACCUACCUUUGUUCCAGCAUUUGGGUCCUGCUUCACAAAAACCUCACAGGAUGUUAUCCAAAUCUGAGAGCAGCAUUUGCUGUUAAUAGACACAUCGGCUACUGGAACCUUGACAUUUUUCAAAGUUGUUUUUUUAAUGAAUCCAUACAAGAUUGAUGAUUGGAUGGAUUUUAAUCAUUUUCUAUAAGUAGAGAGCAAUAGAGGUGUUUUCUGCCUUAUGUUUUUCAGUGAGGAUUUAAUGUUUAGGUCUAUAUAUACACUGUAUAUUAAUGACCACAGCAGUUGUGAAUGUGUAUAAUUGUAUUUAUCAGAUAAUGAGUUGAAAUCUGCUUAUUCUGUGUGCUGAACUUGUGUUGAACUUUCUUGGCUCCAUAUUUUUAAAAUGAAUAAAAGAUGGAUGACUUUG
Molecule: messenger RNA, 8670 nt
Organism: Scophthalmus maximus (turbot)
Lineage: Eukaryota; Metazoa; Chordata; Actinopteri; Pleuronectiformes; Scophthalmidae
Product: macrophage mannose receptor 1-like
Exons: 5
Coding region: 70-1065 (331 amino acids)
Source: RefSeq, a predicted model, not a curated record